AUGAGAGACCACUGUGUUGCACUGCUCUUCAGAACCUUCAUCCAGUUGUCGAAUGAAGUGGAAGAACGACAAGACAAACUUCCAGUCAAAGCCCAAUAUGAGGACCAACAAGCAAAUUAUGAUGACUAUAAUUAUGUCCAGCAGGGACAAGACUAUUUUUCUGUACCAGUAACUAAACCACAAGAAGUGACAAUCAUCCAACCACUGAGAACGACGCUGCCUGUAAAGCCUGGCAACCCUGCUCACAAUGGACGUGUGUGCAGCACCUGGGGAAACUUCCACUUCAAGACCUUUGAUGGGGACAUCUUUCACUUCCCCGGGCUCUGCAACUAUGUCUUUGCAUCCCACUGCAAAUCUGCCUAUGAGGACUUCAACAUCCAGAUCAGGCGCACUAUGCUGGAAAGCUCUCCUGUGAUCAGCCAUAUCACCCUGAAGCUUGACGGAAUGGUGAUUGAACUGACCUCAGACUCCAUUGUGGUCAAUGGCAACCCAAUUCAGCUGCCUUUCAGCCAGUCAGGAAUCCUGAUAGAGAGAAGUAGCGGCUAUUUGAAAAUCACUGCCAAGAUGGGCCUGGUCUUCAUGUGGAACCAACUGGAUGGCCUUCUGGUGGAACUGGAUAAGAAAUAUGCCAAUCAGACCUGUGGGCUUUGUGGGGACUUCAAUGGCAUUCCAAUUUACAAUGAGUUCACGUCAAACAACAUCAAGCUGACUGACGUGCAGUUUGGGAAUAUGCAGAAGAUGGAUGGACCCACAGAGCAAUGCGAGGAUCCUACAUCUUCUUCUCUUUCAAACUGCUCAAAUGAAUUUAGUGCUAUCUGCCAGAGAGUAUUGACUGGUGAAGCAUUUGUGAGCUGCAAUGCACUGGUGGAUGUUCAAGACUACAUUGACUCUUGCGUACAAGACUUGUGCCGCUGUGAUGAGUCUAUGCGUGAUUUCUGCAUCUGUAACACCUUUGCUGAAUACUCCCGGCAGUGCGCCCAUGCCGGUGGACAACCUCUGAACUGGAGAACUAAAGAACUGUGCAACAAAACGUGCCCUUAUAACAUGCAGCACGAGGAAUGUGGCUCCCCCUGUGCUAACACCUGCACCAACCCUGAAAGGUCAGCCCUCUGUGAAGAUCACUGUACCGAUGGCUGCGUCUGUCCCGCAGGAACUGUGUCUGAUGACAUUAACAGCUCUGGCUGUAUCCCUCUCAGUGAGUGCCACUGUACCUACAAAGGUGAAACAUAUAGUCCAGGUGCUUCUUUUGCAUCCCAGUGCACUUCAUGUACCUGUACUGGAGGCCAGUGGAAUUGUGUCAGCCUUUCCUGCCCUGGGACUUGCUCCAUUGAAGGAGGUUCCCACAUCUCCACAUUUGAUGAGAAACGUUAUUCCUUCUUUGGAGAUUGUAGCUAUAUCCUGACGAAGCUCUGUGACAGCGAUUCCUUCACUGUUCUAGGAGAAAUCCGCAAAUGUGGCCUAACUGACACCGAGACAUGCCUGAAAGGUGUAGCCAUCAGCAUAGGUGGAGGACAAACUAUUGUUGUGAUCAAACCUUCUGGCAGCGUGUUUGUGAAUACGAUCUACACCCAGUUGCCCAUCUCUGCAGCCAAUGUCACUAUGUUCAGGCCUUCAUCAUUCUUCAUCAUCGUACAAACAAACUUUGGGCUUCAGGUUCAGAUCCAGCUUGUACCCAUCAUGCAACUCUUUGUAAACUUGGACCCAUCCCACAAAGGGCAGACAUGUGGUCUUUGUGGAAACUUCAACGAUAUCCAAACAGAUGACUUCAAAGCCACAAGUGGUGUAGUGGAAGGAACAGCAGCCGCUUUUGCCAAUACCUGGAAAAUCCAGGGUGAUUGCCCUAAUGUCAAAAACAUCUUUGAGAACCCCUGUACCCUCAGCAUAGAAAAUGAAAAAUAUGCUCAGCACUGGUGUGGAUUGCUGACUGAGACUCAAGGACCUUUUGCUGAAUGCCACUCAACAGUGAAUCCAGAUGUUUACCACACGAACUGUCUGUUUGACACCUGUAACUGUGAAAAGAGUGAGGACUGUAUGUGUGCUGCCCUCUCUACCUAUGUCAGAGCCUGUGCUGCCAAAGGAGUCCUGUUGAAUGGAUGGAGGACCAAUGUCUGCACCAUAACCUCGUGCCCCAAAUCCCUGACGUACAGCUAUGUUGUCAAUUCCUGCCAACCCACUUGUCGAUCUUUGAGUGAGCCCGAUGUCACAUGCAACAUCAAGUUCACUCCAGUUGAUGGCUGCACCUGUGCAAAUGGAACUUACAUGGAUGAAAAUGGCAAAUGCGUGCCCGCUACUAGCUGUCCUUGUUAUUACAAAGGAUCUGUGCUACCUUCUGGAGAGGUUGUUCACGACAAUGGUGUCAUAUGCUCUUGCACACAUGGAAAGUUGGACUGCGUGAGAGUGAAACCAGAACCAGUCUGUGCAGCUCCCAUGGUCUACUUUGACUGCAGCAAUGUCACUGCAGGCACAAUUGGAUCCGAGUGCCAGAAGAGCUGUCAGACUCUUGAUAUGGGAUGUUACAGCACACAGUGCGUCUCUGGCUGCGUGUGCCCUAAUGGUCUAGUGUCAGAUGGCAAAGGUGGCUGUGUAGCUGCGGGGGAAUGUCCAUGUGUUCACAAUGAUGCCUCCUACAAUUCAGGAGAAACAAUCAAAGUCAACUGUAACACCUGCACUUGUAAAAACAGAAUGUGGCAAUGCACCAAUGAACCUUGCCUGGCAACCUGCUCUGCUUAUGGAGAUGGUCAUUACAUUACUUUUGAUGGCAAACGCUUCAGCUUUAGUGGAGACUGUGAAUACACACUGGUCCAGGAUUACUGUGGUAAAAACAGUACCAGCCUUGGAACCUUCCGAGUGAUCACUGAGAACAUCCCCUGUGGAACCACUGGGACCACCUGCUCAAAGGCCAUUAAAGUCUUCCUAGGGAACUAUGAACUGGUACUCAGUGACGGAAAGUUUGAAGUGAUAGAGAAGGUCCGUGGAGGGGAAGUGCCAUACAAGGUCCGUUACAUGGGCAUCUACAUGGUGAUUGACACCAACAAUGGGCUGAUUCUUAUGUGGGAUAAGAAAACCAGCAUAUUCAUCAAGCUCAGCCCAGAUUUUAAGGGUCAGGUCUGUGGCCUGUGUGGGAACUACGAUGGCAAUGGCAUUAAUGACUUUACCACCAGAAGUCAGUCUGUGGUAGGAGAUGUGCUGGAGUUUGGAAACAGCUGGAAGGUGUCUCCUACUUGCCCAGAUGCCAAGAGCAACAAGGAUCCUUGCACUGCAAACCCUUACAGGAACUCUUGGGCCCAGAAGCAGUGCAGCAUAAUCAACAGCAAAGUAUUCGCUGCCUGUCACUCUCAGGUUGAACCAAAUGAAUAUUAUGAAGCAUGCGUGACUGAUGCUUGUGCCUGUGACACUGGGGGAGAUUGUGAAUGUUUCUGUACAGCGGUAGCUUCAUAUGCUCAAGCAUGUAAUGAGGCUGGCAUUUGUGUUGCAUGGAGAACCCCAUCUAUCUGUCCUCUGUUCUGUGAUUACUACAACCCGCAAGGGGAAUGCGAGUGGCACUACAAGCCUUGUGGGUCUCCUUGUAUGAAGACCUGCAGGAACAGAAGUGGAAAAUGCCUUCAUGAGUUACAAGGGUUGGAAGGCUGCUAUCCAAAGUGUCCAGAGAACAAGCCCUAUUUUGAUGAAGAUGAUAUGGAGUGUGUCGAUAGCUGUGGCUGUUAUGAUACCAAGGGAAAAUAUUACAAGCCAGGAACACCCAUUCGUUCAGAAGAGAACUGUCAAUCAUGUGAAUGCACAAUGAAUGGCAUUAAGUGUGAAUAUGAUGAAGACGAAUGCCACUGCACAUAUGAUGGAAAGCAAUAUGAGUAUGAGGAUGUCAUCUACGACACUACAGAUGGUAUUGGCGGAUGUAUCAUUGCAACUUGUGGUCACAAUGGAACAAUUGAUAGAAAAGUCUAUGCAUGUUCUACACCCUUAACCACAACACCAUUUUCAUUUUCCUCUUCAACACCUAUAUCCACCACUACAGUGACACCAACUACAUCAAUCUGUGUUCGUGAAGUAUGCCAGUGGUCACAAUGGUAUGACGUGAGCUAUCCAGGGUCUGGGAUCAACGAUGGAGAUUUUGACACAUUUGAUAAUUUAAGAGCCAAAGGUUAUAAAGUUUGCAAAGCUCCAAAGGCUGUUGAAUGCAGAUCUGAGAAGUUCCCUAACACACCAUUAAAUGAACUAGAGCAAAAAGUAGAAUGUAGUACAACAAUGGGACUAAUAUGUUAUAAUAAGGAUCAGCAUCAAAUGAUCUGCGACAACUUCCAGAUAAAAAUCUUAUGCUGUAGCUUUGUACCAUGUGAAUAUACAACUCCUGCUACCACAACGCCUGCGGAGACUACAACACCCAUCACAAAAACGACCACUCCAGAAACUACUGUAACCAGUAUAUCUUCAACAACUACAGCACUACCUACAACCACAGAAUCUAAAACAACUACUCUUUCAACAAGUACCAUGACCUCCAAAACUCCUUCAACAUCUCCAGUCACAGAAACAACGAAAAUCACAUCCAUAACACCUUGUAAACCAAAAUGCAAAUGGUCUGAAUGGCAUGAUGUCCAUUUUCCCAGUCUGGACAAUAAAGGAGAUUCUGAAACAUAUGAUGAUAUUAGAGCAGCAGGAAAAGUGAUCUGCAGCAAACCUGAAAAUAUAGAAUGUCGAGCCGAGAAAUUCCCAGAAAAAUCAAUUGAUAACAUUGACCAAAUUGUCCAGUGCAAUGUAUCCUUUGGACUUGUCUGCAGGAAUGAAGAUCAGGAAGGAGUGCUCCAAAUGUGUUAUAACUAUCAAAUAAAAGUAUUCUGCUGUGAUGAUUUUAGUCAUUGCCCAUCCACAUCCACUACUACAGAAACUACAACAACUGCAGGCACAACUAUUGUUUCAACAGAAACUUCCACCCAGACUCCUACAACUACAGAAACUACAACUUCAACAGUGAGAACUACACCUUCACCCACCACCACAACAGAAACCACAACCAAAGAAGUUAAAACAACUACUCUUUUAACAACCACCCCUAUAGAAACUACAACAAUCAUAACUACACCUUUCACUACCACAACCACAGAAACUACAACUACUCCAGGCACACCCAUUGUUUCAACAGAAACUUCCACACUGACUCCUACAACUACAGAAACUACAUCAAUAGGAACUACACAUUCAUCCAUCACCAGCAUAGAAACUACAACAGUCACAACUACACCUUUCACUGCCACAACCACACAAACUACAACAACCACAGAAAACGUAAAUUGUCCUGUUACAACCUCAAUUUUGCCAACAACGCCCACACGAGUAACCACUCCAACUAUCUCAAGUACACAAACAGGAACAACAGAAGUAACCAUGACAACUACUCACUGCUUUUGCCAAAUUGAGGACGCUGUUUAUGCAUCUGGUGAAAUGAUUUACAACGAAAUAGACAAGGAUGGAUGUAAUUUUUAUGCCAUUUGUAGUAAAACAUGUUCAGUGGAGCGAUUUAAGGGACCAUGUAAAUCAACAACUCCAGCAACAGCAACAACAACUACACCUACAACUUCAACAUCUAUACCAACUACGACUCCCACUACAACAGUUAGUUCAACCACUAAAAUUGAGUGUCCUGAUGCUAAACCUCCCAGAAAGAUGGGUGAAACAUGGAAGAUAUCCAACUGUACCACUGCAACUUGCGAGGGAAAUAACAAAGUUGUUAUACAGAAAGUGAAAUGCCCACCUGUAAAGAAAAUUACCUGCGCCAACGGAUACCCACCAGUAGAGGUCUUCAGUGAGGAUGGCUGCUGUUACCACUAUGAAUGUGAAUGUGUCUGUAGUGGCUGGGGUGACCCUCACUACAUUACAUUCGAUGGAACCUAUUACACAUUCCUUGACAACUGCACAUAUACUCUGGUGAAGCAGAUUACCCCUAAAUAUGACAACUUCCGUGUUGACAUUGACAAUUACUUCUGUGAUGCGGAAGAUGGACUUUCCUGUCCUCAGUCCAUUAUUGUUUACUACAAGUACACAGUGGUAGUGCUGACGCGUGAACUCUAUAAUGGAGUGAUGGCUAAUAAGAUUAUCUUAAAUAAAACGGUUGUCAACCCAGGCUUCCAGAAAGAUGGCAUUUCUAUUUACAUGCUUGGCAUCAACAUGGUUGUUGAAAUACCUGAGAUUGGAGCUACCAUCACCUUCAGCGGGUUGAUCUUCUCAGUGAAACUCCCAUUCAGCAAAUUUGGCAAUAACACUGAAGGACAGUGUGGUACAUGCACAAACACCAAAAUCGAUGACUGCCGCUUGCCAAGUGGUAAGAUCAGCCCUUCUUGUACCCAAAUGGCUCCCCACUGGAAGGUUGACGAUGUCAAGAAGCGAUACUGUGUAGGAACACCAACACCAGGACCCAGCACCCCCACUCCAGCUCCCAGCUGUCCUCCGUCUGCUCUUUGCAAGAUAAUUUUGAGCGAAGUCUUUGAAGAAUGCCACAAGGUGAUACCACCACAAGAUUUUUACAAGGGCUGUGUCUUUGAUGCAUGUCACAUGACCAAUACAUCCAUGCAGUGUUCCGGCUUGGAGAUAUAUGCCACUCUGUGUGCCACUAGAGGUGUUUGUAUUGACUGGAGAGGAGAGACCAAGGGCAAAUGCCCAUAUAACUGUCCAGUGGGCAAAGUGUAUAAACCAUGUGGGCCUCUUAAUCCUGCUACCUGUGAUUCAAGAGCUGUUCAACACAAUGGCACUGGCCUAACUGAAGGAUGUUUCUGCCCUGAAGGAAAGUUUCUCGUCAAUGCAAACAGCGAUGUCUGUGUCUCUGGAUGUGGUAUCUGUAUAGGACCAGAUGGACAGCCCAAAUUACCUGGAGACCAGUGGAAAAGCAAUUGCCAGGACUGUGUUUGUGACAAGUACACUGUUACAGUGCGGUGUACAAAGCGCCCGUGUAAACCACUCCCGCCAGUUUCUUGUGAUGACCCAGGGUUUGUUCCUGUCCAGUCGCUGACACGAGAAGACCCAUGCUGUGUCCAGACUGAAUGCCGAUGUGACACUAGCAAGUGCCCCGAAUCAGUAGCCAGUUGUCAACCAGGAUACGAGUUAAUCCCAGAAGUAUUAAAUGGAAAUUGUUGUACUAUCUUCACAUGUAAGCUAAUACCAGGCUGUGUAACCAAUGGAACUUUCUACAUGGGCUAUGAAUAUAAGAUUAAAACUGGACAAUGCUGUGGCAAGUGUGUACAGUACGCUUGUGUACUGAAGAUGAAGGAUAACACAGUCCAGGUGGUUCCGGCUGGAAAAGUCUGGCAUGAGCCUGGUGAUAACUGUACCUUCUAUAAAUGUGAACAAAUUGAGGAUCAGUUUAUUCCUGUCACUGUAAGGAAAGUCUGUCCACCCACGUACCCAGUAGACUGCAAUCCUGCUGAUAUCAUACUAAGUGAAGAUGGCUGCUGCAAAUCAUGCCCAUUACCCCGUAAAAUUUGUGGACUGCAUAGUACUCCCACUGUCAUCAGACACAAUGAAUGCAUCUCUUCUGUGCCUGUCGAACUAACAUACUGCGAAGGCAACUGUGAUACUUCUUCAAUGUAUUCCCUUGAGGCGAAUGUGAUGCAACACAAGUGCAAGUGUUGUCAGGAGGUCAAGACCAGCAAAAGACAGGUGACCCUGAGCUGCCCUGAUGGAAGCACCACUGAUUACUCAUACACCCACGUGGAGCAGUGCGAUUGUGCGGGCACGGAGUGCAUCCCCCAAACCCCUCCCACCACUCCAGCACAGCAGCAGGAGCAAGAACAGCAGCAACAGGAACAGAUCCAGCAGCAACAAGGGCAGUCCUAG
Molecule: messenger RNA, 7821 nt
Organism: Terrapene triunguis (Three-toed box turtle)
Lineage: Eukaryota; Metazoa; Chordata; Testudines; Emydidae
Gene: MUC5AC
Product: mucin 5AC, oligomeric mucus/gel-forming
Exons: 50
Coding region: 1-7821 (2606 amino acids)
Cellular component (GO): extracellular matrix
Molecular function (GO): protein binding
Source: RefSeq, a predicted model, not a curated record